AUGAAACAACAAAAAGAAACAAUUGAGGCUUGUUCGGUAUUAGCUCUUGGUCGCCCGAGCUCAAUGCCACAAAAUUAUUCUUCGUCAGAAGAUAUCCAAAGGAAAUACUUACCUUAUUACAACUCUGACUUGAGUUGUUCGCCUGCUUCAAUGAUAGAACCGUUCUCUCUAUCUACGGAGGGUAAUUACUGUUAUUAUCCUCCAUUAUUUUCGUUAGGGCCACCGACUUCCCAUACUUUGUCUCCGGAAUCUUCAUCUCCUGAAACUUGCUCUGAUCUAGACCUUGAUCUCACUGAUAGUUUCUCGGCGGACUCUCCUCCUUCUUAUUUUACAGAUCCUUCAUUUCCAAUUAAAAUGGAGAAUCUACAUCAAGGUUCAUUAAAUAAUGACCAUGAUUAUAAUGUUGCAAUGGCCAUGGCAAAAGAAAUGCCAAUUGGUCAUUUCUCUCCAUAUACUACACAAGGGCCAAUGAUUCCUCAUCCAUUGGAUUGCUUUUCUAUUCCAACGGGUGCCGAAUCACCUUUCGUCGGUGUUAUUCCAACUUCACAAGAAAAGAUUUCCAAUCUUUCCAAUUCGGCCACAGACCCAUUAUUCGAAAUGGAUGCGAAAUCUUUGUUCCAACGUGAAUUAUGUCUCGAUGCCAGAGACUAUUUUAGUGCCGACAUGGCCUCGGAAGCUGCACGUCGCAAAUCACUCGAUGACGCUAUCUUUCUCCGCAAGAUCGCCUCAACUCCAGUGAAAUCUGAAGUAGCCUUCCAACAGCACAAUCGCCGCAAAUCUUUACCUGGUAAUGAGUUGACUCAACGUCUUCAUAUUGAAACUUUGGGAACCACUACCAAACAGCAAAGAAAAUCUACAAAAUCGCUUGCCCCUUUUGCCUGUCCUCAUGAACAUUGCCCUAAGACCUUUACUCGGCAAUACAAUCUGAAGUCACAUCUUCGAACCCACACUGAUGAACGACCUUUCGUGUGUAACUAUCCUGGCUGCCCUCGAGCCUUUGCACGACAACAUGAUCUUAAACGUCAUCAGAAACUACAUCUUGGAUUAAAACCCCAUGUUUGUGGUAAUUGUGGUCGCGCUUUUGCGCGCUUGGAUGCACUGAAUCGUCAUUUAAGAAGUGAUAAUGCGACUCAAUGCGCUCAAGCAACACUGGCAAAUCCAACGGCUGGCAA
Racocetra fulgida is the source of this 1172-nucleotide messenger RNA. The record is from the annotation of a GenBank genome assembly. Lineage: Eukaryota; Fungi; Glomeromycota; Glomeromycetes; Diversisporales; Gigasporaceae.